UUGUAAAACAAAUUAAGAGGAGGAUUCUAUUUGUAUGGCAGCCACAACUUUAGACACAUGCUUGGGUAAGCAAUUUUAAAUUCUUUUACUUUUAUAUUUGGAAUCUGCCAAUUAAUUUGAAACUUAAUUCCUGGGGCUUAUUUCGAUCCUUACACAAAUUAUUUUGUUUUGCACAAUUAACAUUAUUAUGAUUUAGUUAUCAAACUUUAUUAGUUUUUGGACAAAUAUUUCCCCUUUUUAUAUAAAAUAUAUAUAUGUACCGUACAUGUUUAUUGAGCUUUCACUCAGCAUUAGUCUUAGACCUCCUCAAGGAAAGGAAAUUUAUGAGGUCUGCCGAGUUUGCGCUGGAAGUAUUUCAGGAACUCCAUGGCCUAUUGGCCUGGGGUGGAAUCCACUUCCAUAAAGAGGGAUCUUAGGAUCUGCUGAGCCAUCAGUGGAGCCCAUAUAUAUCCUAUUUAACUUUUACUUCUCUCUGUGGGCUUGCCAGUCUUUCCUGUCCUUUUGCCAAGUGUGUUCUGCCCGUGCUCUGGUACAUAGAGUGUGAGCACAACAAACUGUCAAGAUGUCAGAGAAAAAGUUGACAUCCAGCCGCAGGUAUCACUUGAAGAGCCUGCUGCUCUCCAUUGCUGCUGGUUUGCUGGAGGCUGAAGCCAAGCAGCUUGUGGAGGAUAAGGAGUCUUACUUAAAUGAAAACUGCCCACCACUGAACCUUCAAAGCUCUACACAGGAGCUGCAGGAUCUUUGCAAGAAGCUCCAGCAGAACAUUGACAAGAUUGAUGAGGAGAGAUAUGACUUGGAGGCCAAGGUUGCAAAGACAAACAAGGAGAUUGAGGACAUGAGGAUUAAAGUUCAGGACCUGAAGGGCAAGUUUAAGAAGCCUGCGCUCAGGAAAGUGCGCAUGUCUGCUGACCAGAUGCUUCAGGCUCUGCUCGGCUCCAAACACAAGGUGUCUCUGGACCUGAGAGCCAACCUUAAACAAGUCAAGAAGGAAGUCAAAGAGGAGUCUGCAGAACAAGUUGGUGACUGGCGUAAGAACAUUGAGGACAAGGCUGGUAUGGAUGGCAGGAAGAAGAUGUUUGAGUCUGAGGCUUAAGAGAAAGUGUGUGAUUAUUUUCUGAUACACCUGUUGUUCUGUAACCCUGUAACCCCUCCACUCUUUUUUUCAAUAAAGGCAGUUUACUCAUCAUGUUUUACACGCAAUGUGUAUGAUUUUAAAUCCAGUGUAUGCUGUGUACCAAAAUAUAUAUGUUCCCCUUUGUUUUUGCUCAUACAUAAAGCAAAUAAAAUGGUUUAAAAGAACACAAAA
This is a messenger RNA of Silurus meridionalis, 1306 nucleotides long. RefSeq names its product troponin I, fast skeletal muscle-like. NCBI's taxonomy places the organism in Eukaryota, Metazoa, Chordata, Actinopteri, Siluriformes, Siluridae. Gene Ontology annotation, cellular component: troponin complex. Bases 563 to 1093 code for a protein of 176 amino acids. The record is from RefSeq and is a predicted model, not a curated record. The transcript is spliced from 7 exons. Gene Ontology annotation, biological process: muscle contraction.